This is a messenger RNA of Pristis pectinata (smalltooth sawfish), 4745 nucleotides long. Its product is annotated as aldehyde dehydrogenase, dimeric NADP-preferring-like. The transcript is spliced from 12 exons. The coding region runs from base 337 to 1806 and encodes 489 amino acids. Gene Ontology annotation, biological process: aldehyde metabolic process. Gene Ontology annotation, cellular component: cytoplasm. Gene Ontology annotation, molecular function: aldehyde dehydrogenase (NAD+) activity. The record is from RefSeq and is a predicted model, not a curated record. NCBI's taxonomy places the organism in Eukaryota, Metazoa, Chordata, Chondrichthyes, Rhinopristiformes, Pristidae.
GCGGUCGCGUUUUGAGUCUCUGUUGGUUUGUCCCUCGGCGGCUGCCGGAGCCCAGCGCUGAGCCUAGCAACAGGACUUCUGUGGGAGGAACUUGCCGACCUUCAGCCCCUGCCUUCCCAGGACGUUUUACAGCUCUCUGAUGUGAUUGAUCAGUGUGGUGCGGAGAGAGCACGGGCCACUCAAAGGCUGCGCUUGUGUCAUUUCUGAAGAACUGAAUAUUUUCGGAUCUGGGCGUUGCCAGCGUCGAUUGCCCAUCACUAACGGCCUUAGAGGGGAUUUUAUCUAGGCCGUGUUCUGUGCCUGUGGUGCCAUCGCUUUGUACGAGGUUGGCCCAUCAUGAAGCAGAUUAAGCCUGUGCUAGAUGGUGCUCGAGCUGCCUUUAACCUGGGCAAAACCCGGCCACUGGAAUUCCGCAUUCAGCAGCUGAAGGCGCUGGAGAGAAUGCUGACCGAGAAGAAGGAUCGAUUCUUGGAGGCGCUCCAGAAGGACUUGCACAAGAAUGAGUUUGCGGUGGAAGUUUAUGAAAUGACGGGGAUUCUGGGUGAGAUUACUUUGGCUAUAAACAAGCUGCCUGAGUGGAUGGCACCGGAGCAUGUGUCGAAGAGCAUGAUGACGUUGAUGGACACUGUUUACAUCCACCGAGAGCCCCUGGGUGUGGUUCUCAUCCUCGGCGCCUGGAACUACCCAUUGGCCCUUAUUCUCCAGCCUUUAGUUGGGGCCAUCGCGGCAGGAAAUGCCGCAGUCCUGAAGCCGUCGGAAGUGAGUGGGAAUACUGCGCAGCUGCUGGCGGAUCUCCUCCCUCAGUACCUGGACAAGGAACUGUACCCUGUGAUCACUGGAGGGCCAGAAGAGGCAGCCGAGCUGUUGAAGCACCCCUUCGAUCACAUCCUGUACACGGGCAGUGCUGCCAUCGGCAGGAUCGUUCUGGAGGCUGCUGCCAAGCAUCUGACACCGGUGACCCUGGAGCUCGGUGGGAAGAGUCCGUGCUACAUCGACAGCAACUGCGAUUUGGACGUUGCCUGCAGGCGUAUAGCGUGGGGUCGGUACACCAACUGUGGCCAAACCUGCAUUGCCCCCGACUACAUCCUGUGUGAUAAAAGCAUUCAAGAUGAAGUGGUGAAGAAGAUUGGCUCCACUAUUACAGAAUUUUACGGAUCUGAUCCCCAGAAAUCCCCGGACUACGGGCGAAUUGUCAACCAGCGGCAUUUUCGGAGAAUUAUGUCCUUGCUGGAGGGAGUGAAUGUGGCGUAUGGUGGUCAAAAUGACGAAGGGGAUCUCUACAUAGCUCCAACAGUUGUGACCGACGUGGACCCCGACUCCAGGAUUAUGCAGGAGGAGAUCUUUGGGCCGUUGCUGCCCAUUGUCACGGUCAGUAGUGUGGACGAGGCCAUUGCCUUCAUCAACAAGCGGGACAAGCCUCUGGCUCUCUACGUCUUCUCCCACAACAAGAAGCUGAUAAAGAAGAUGAUCACAGAGACAUCCAGCGGUGCGGUAACGGCCAACGACUGCUUCAUCCACUACUCUGUCCUGGCACUCCCCUUCGGGGGCGUGGGUAAAAGCGGCUUCGGGGCGUACCAUGGCAAACACAGCUUUGAAACGUUCAGCCACCGCCGAAGCUGUGUGCUGAAGUUGCUGGGCAUGGAAAGGGUGAACAGCAUCCGGUAUGCACCUACCAGUGACUCGAAGCAGAAGUGGAUACUGUGGCUGCUGAAACAACAUGGAGGUGGCAAGAAAAUGCAGUUUAUUGGGAUUAUGUUACUGGGAGUACUGGUUUCCAUAGUAAUGAAGCUUUUCUUCAAGUGGUAAUCGACCCGAUUUUGUUGCAUUGACCUACCGACAGUUGCACACAAAGGCAUCAGAUUUAUGGAAUCAAGAAUCGCCAAGCUCAAUAGAAAACUAAUCAAAGAAGCUACUUAACAGCACAGUGACUCUUCAUUUGGAACACCCCAAUAACCCACUACAAAGUUCUAUCACAUUUUGUGUGAAGGCACUACAUUGAAGGAGCUAGCAUUAGUACACGAUUGUGGGCUACAUGACCUCCUGGGCUGUAAUUUCGGAUUUUCCCCACAUGAUUUCAAUGUGACUUUUCUAAAAUAUGAUCACAAAUCAUUGUUUUAUUUCUGAGUGUGGUCACAUGCCCAGGGUGCUGAGAUUUCAUAUUUUAUCAUUAUUUACAACACAAGCAUUUAUUCACUGGCCUGGGAGCUUCUGUUGCAAAGGUGGUUCUUCUUUGGGUUUUCACUGAUUUCUUUUCUCUCAGCACUUUUUACCUGAACUGCGACAAACCAGCAUCAAAGGUAACAGGAUGCCCAGUGCAAAUUACACUUUAGUUCAGGCUGAGUUUCUAUUGUGUUUUUUUUACUGGUUUAAAAAAAUCUCAUUAGAGGCAGUUCCCAUCCACAAUACUGCUCAAAGUCCCUGAUGUAACUAAUCAUCAUUUCUGAAAAUAAGGUAAGAUAUCUUUAUUAGUCACAUGUGCAUCGAAACACAUAGUGAAAUGUAUCCUUUGCAUAGAGUAUUCUGGGGGCAGCCCGCAAGUGACGCCACGCUUCCAGCGCCAACAUAGCAUGCCCACAACUUCCUAACCCAUACAUCUUUGGAAUGUGGGAGGAAACCGGAGCACCCGGAGGAAACCCACGCAGACAUGGGGAGAACGUCCAAACUCCUUACAGACAGCGGCCGGAAUUGAACCCGUAUCGCAGGCACCGUAAAGCGUUAUGCUAACCAUUACACUACCGUGCCUGCCACACACAUUUGUCAUAGGCCAUUCAGCUCAUCAAGUCUAUGCUGGCUCUCACAGCAAUCCCAUUCUCCAACUCGUUACCUUCAACCUACUUUCUCUUACAUGCCCAUCACCUCCACCCUUGUAAUGAAAUAUUUUAAAACUCAUUGCUUGUUCUUUCCUGAUUCAGCAGCAAGAGGUAUUCGCAAACGGAGGCACUGUACACAUGUUAAAGGUUAUAAAAAAAACUACUUUAUUAGAAUUAUAUAAAGAAUAUUCAUUAACCAUUUGAAUAAAAUAGAAAAGGAAAGAAAAAAUACUUAUCAACCAAUCUGAUACAAUGCCAGAGGCAACCCCAGGUGUUGGCACCUCUUCUGCAGUCUCCUCUCUGCCUUGUGUCAGUUUGUCUCUUAGGCUGGUGUUGCAACUGGUUAGCCUAAGGUGAGAUUCCCCCUGCACAAAGGGGUAAUCCCUUUUUAUACCUUUUAAAACCUCUACCCUAGUACUUUUCCAUUCAGCCGCAGUACUAGUCUGUAUCUUCUUAUCUCUCAUGACCUUCGGCCUAGGCACACAACUUAAAAACAGAGAGAGCAUGUUUUGCAGAAGAACCUGUCUUCACUAUUAUCUAAUCUCAAGGCAGUGUAUGCCUGUAUGUUCUCAGAACAUUACCAUAUUCCAAGCUGACACCAUUUUGUGUUCCACACUUUUGCACAUAGCAAGGAGGAAUCAGAUACGACUUCUGGAAAAUUUAAUUCUCCCCUUACACCACCUACAAUUCUUCUACCACCUACAAUAGGGGUAAUUUACAACAGUCAAUCAACCCACCAACCCGCAUGCCUUUGGGACAUGGGAGGAAACCCACGUGGUCACUGGGAGAACGUGCAAACUCCGCACAGACAGCACCCUGAACUCAGUGUCAAUGUGGUGUUUGGGUACUGGUUUUCAGCUUUAUGAGGAGGGUUUUAAAAUUAAACCCAUCCCUUGGACAUUAGGGAAGUUUUAAAAGCACUGGAAUGCAAUGUUAAUUUACUGAGAAAUGGGUGUGACAACUGCCAAAACAAUGAUUAACGUGUUCAUACCUGUGUUAAUCACCCUCCAUCAAGAUAUCACUGAUAUAACAUGCAAUACAUUUUUCUAAAAUGCGGCCCAGUUCCUCUGGCCCGUGGAAGCUGAGAUGGAAAUGAGUUUCUGCAGAAACUGGAGAGAAGGGGAAACCUGUCAAAACUGGAGCAAUUUUGGGUGUAGUCUGGCACCUGGAACACUGAUAGUGUCCAAAGUGGGAAGUCUGAGCCCCGUGCCCUAGCCUUGGUCUCUGGGCCUGCUGCCCCUUUCUAGUAAAGUGAUUUCUUAUUGAUGGGGAACCCUGCUGAUUGCUAUCGAGCUUCCCGUGAGUUUCACUUUACUCACACACUCACCAUACGCUUUGUCCAGCACAGUACAUCUCGGGCACCUCUGUGUGUUCACUCCUUCCUCUCUCAAUCUCUGUCUCCAUCUCUCUCUCUCUCUCUCCAUCUCUCUCUCUCACACUCUCUCUCACUAUCUCUCUCAUGCUUGUGUCUUUUGUCCAAGGGUCCUGUUCUAAUUUUUAAUUAAUAUUGGGGUUUAACUUGAUCAAAAGCCACAUUUGAUUUUUGUUUAAGCAUCUGCUCAGGGUUAUAACCCAGACAGAUCCUCGGGUCAGGUUGCACUCCUGCCUGAAAGUGAGAAGGCCUUGGGGGCGUGAAGGAUCCCAUGAUGAAUAAGGGAAUUGGCCCCAGUGUCCGGGGACCACUAUUUCUCCAUCAACAUCACUGAUUUAUGCUUAUUAUUUGUCUACCAUUCGGGGAAUCUGUUGUGCAGAAAAUGGAUGCUGUGUUCUAAUAACUGCAAUCACACUGCAAAAACCUAGAAAGCACCAUGGCAGAUCCUGAAGGGGAAGUCAGAGGUGCUGUAGAAAUGCAAGCUUUCAGCAAAAUAUCUCUGCAAUUGAUUAAUGUAACAUGCAUUCAUGUGCAGUUUUAAUAAAACAUUUUGAUCACGGUGA